GUCUUGGUUUCUGGAGCACCCUCCCAUAGACGAAAGUAUCCCAGGAGUCUGGGAUCUUUCAAAAUUCAUAUUGGUUCUUUCCUGAUUCCAUUUCAUUUGCUUUCUUUUCCAGCUUUGCUUUCAUAAUCAUCUCUGCAUUGCCAACAGCAACAAAAAAUGAGUGGAUCCCUGGGGUUGGUAUCAUUUGAGGAUGUGUCUGUGGACUUCAGCUGGGAGGAGUGGAAGGACCUGGAUGAUGCUCAGAGGACCCUGUAUAAGGAUGUAAUGCUGGAGAUCUAUAGCAACCUGGUGUCCUUGGGACACUGUGUACCUAAACCUAAAGUGAUUGUUAAGCUGGAGCAAGGAGCAGAACCAUGGCUGGGAGAAGCCCUAGAUAAGAAUGUCACAGAUGUCCAGCAAGUAGAUGUCUUCGGUGAAAUGUGCCAGGAAAGUCCAGACAGACAUCUGUUACAAGUCAUAAUCAAAAGUAGCAACAUAGUGGAGGAAAGAGUUCGUUUUUUAGGUGUAAAAAAUGAAACAAAUCUUCUUACUACAAACCAGAUCUCAGUGUACAGCGGGAAACUCUCUCAGGAGAGAUACCCUAUGAAUAUAAUGAAUGUAAUUACCAGAAAUCAGAUCUCAGCAAGCCUCAGAGAACUCAAGCAGGAAACAAAUCACAUGAGUGUAACACAUGUGGAAAGUCUUUCAAGCAAAACCCAUACCUCAAUGUUUAUCAGAAAAGACACAGAGGAGAGAAAUCUUAUGAAUAUAACCCAUGUGCAAAGUCUUUCAAAAGGAAAUCAUAGCUCGAGGUGCAUCAGAGAACAUACAGGGGAGAAACCACAUAAAUGUAACGUGUGUGGAAGGUCUUUUAGCCAGAUGUCUUAUCUCUGCAAACAUCAGAGCACACAUACAGGAGAGAAACAAUCUGAACGUAAUGCAUGUGGAAAUUCUUUUGUCAUCGAAUCAAACCUAAAGAGGAAUCAGAACACACACACAGAGGAGAAACCAUAUGAAUGUGAGUCAUGUGAAAAGUCUUUCGGCAAGAUGUCUUAUCUCCUCAAGCAUCAGCUUACACAUACAAGAGGGAAACCAUAUGAAUGUAACACAUGUGGAAAGUCUUUCACCCAGAUGUGGUAUCUCCACAGACAUCAGAAAACACACACAGGAGAGAAACCUUAUGAAUGUAACACGUGUGGGAAGUCUUUCAUAGUGAUUUCACAUCUCCGCAUGCAUCAGAGCACACACACAGGGGAGAAACCAUAUGAAUGUAACACAUGUGGAAAGUCUUUUGUCAUCAAGUCCAACCUCACUAGGCAUCAGAGAACACACACAGGGGAGAAACCAUAUGAAUGUAAAUCAUGUGGAAAAUCUUUUAGACGGAUGUCACAUCUCUGUAGCCAUCAGAAUAAACACACAGGAGAGAAAUCUUAUAACUGCAACACAUGUGGAAAGUCUUUCUUCUACAAGUCAAACCUCACUGACCAUCAGAAAAUACACACAGGAGAGAAACCAUAUGAAUGUGACACAUGUGGAAAGUCUUUUCUCAUAAAGUCACACCUCAAUACACAUCAGAAAACACACACAGGAGAAAAACCAUAUGAAUGUAACAUCUGUGGAAAGUCUUUCACCACAAAGGCAAUCCUCAAUUAUCACCAGCCAAUUCAUACAGGAGAGAAGCCUUAUGAGUGUAACAAAUGUGGAAAGUAUUUUGUCUACAAGUCAUCCCUCAGUUUACACCAGAAAACGCACACAGGAGAGAAACCAUAUAAAUGUAACAGAUGUGGAAAGUCUUUUCUCACGAAGUCAUACUUCAGUAUGCAUCAGAAAACCCAUACAGGAGAGAAACCAUAUGAAUGUAAUUUAUGUGCAAAGUCUUUCAGCCAGAGGUCUCGUCUCUGCAUUCAUCAGAGCACACAUAAAGAAACCAUAUGAAUGUAACACGUGGAAAAUCUUACUGAAAGAUUAAAAAUUAGAGUUACAUUUUACAAUUGCUAACUGCUGAUUUUGCUUCUGUAAACUUGCUUGCACUAGCACUGACCCUUCCCCUCCCUGGAAAUAAGUAAAAAGUUUCAGACUCUAGAUGCCGGCCCCGGGACAAGGUCUGUGGUUAAAGAUAAAGAACAAAAGAGUGUGUUUUUCUAAGUUCUUGUUUGAAAAUUCACCAAAUGGGACCCAAGAUAAGGACCAUCUGGCGAGUCCAGCAAACUAAGUCAAACAUCAACCAAUCGCAAGCCUGCAACUAUGUGAACUCCCCUCCAGGGUGACCGCUCCCCCUAGAUUUGCCCUGAGCGAACCAUUUUACGAAGAAUGUUACAAAGUUUCCCUCGUAGCAAAAUGAUUGCUGGAGUACACAGUGACUUGUAGAUGGACCAAUCCCGGGGCACCUGGUUUCUUAUGCUAAUCCUGUGGUUUUUGCCUUUAAAAAUGCCUGUAACCACUGGGCAGGGCUCUCUCUCUUGCCAAGGCAGAGAGACCGAUUGUGCAAACGCUGAAUAAACUCUUGUUUGUUGCAUCUGCUGGUUUGGAGUCUUGGUUUCUGGGGCGCCUUCCCGCAGACGAAAGUAUCACAGGAGUCUGGGGUCUUUCAUUACCAAGUCACACCUCAGUACCCAUCAGAGAACACACUCAGGAGAAAAGCCAUAUGAAUAGCACAAUUCAUCCUUCAAGAGGCAUCAGAGAACACAUAAGGGACACGCUAUAUUAAUCGAACACAUGUGGAAAGCCUUCAGAUAUAUCAAAUCUCCUCAAGCAUCAGAGAACACAGAGAAAAGAAAUAUUAGAAAUGUAACAAAUGUAGAAAGUCCACUACAAGUCAAACCUCAAUGUUCAUCUGAGAAUACAGACAGGAGCGAAACCUUAUGAAUGUAACAAUUGUGGAAGGUCUUUCAAGCAGAAGUUUAAUCUGAGUGUGCAUCAGAGCAUUCACACAGGAGAGAAACCUUAUGAAUGUUGCAAAUGUGGAAAGUCUUUCACUUACAAGUCAGAUCUUAGCAGACAUCAGAGUUUGCACAGGAGAGAAAUCAGCACCAAAUCAGACAGAUGGAAAUGAGGAUUAUAAGAGUUUUGAACAUGUAUUUUAAUGCUUUUUUAUUUCAUCGAUUUGUUUCUAAUGCAUUUAUAAGAUUAUCUCUUUGUUG
Messenger RNA from Dipodomys spectabilis (banner-tailed kangaroo rat), 3119 nucleotides. Its product is annotated as zinc finger protein 567-like. Gene Ontology annotation, molecular function: DNA-binding transcription factor activity, RNA polymerase II-specific; RNA polymerase II cis-regulatory region sequence-specific DNA binding. The record is from RefSeq and is a predicted model, not a curated record. NCBI's taxonomy places the organism in Eukaryota, Metazoa, Chordata, Mammalia, Rodentia, Heteromyidae. The coding region runs from base 157 to 1914 and encodes 585 amino acids. The transcript has 5 exons. Gene Ontology annotation, biological process: regulation of transcription by RNA polymerase II.